AUGUUUCCUGUUGUUCUCUCUCUUUUCGCUUCCACUGUUGUCGCGCAAAACCUUUUGAUGGGUAUGCUAUGCGAAGACACGACUCAAUGUUCACAGGGACUUGCCUGUUGUGCACCAUGUGUAGCUGAUCUCCCAUGUGGACCUGGGUCUGCGAUUCCGGCAAUCUGCGCACUCGGCGGGUGUCUUCCCGGUGUACACGAGUUCAGCAACAUUACCAACAACUUGGGAAGCUCUGUGAGCCCCGUGAAUUCGACCAACAAUGUUGUGACCAUCACUCCCAGUCAACCUGCUGUCAAUCCGAAAACAACUGAACUUCCCAGCAAUUCUACUCAACCACAAAUCAGCGAU
This is a messenger RNA of Mesorhabditis belari, 348 nucleotides long. NCBI's taxonomy places the organism in Eukaryota, Metazoa, Nematoda, Chromadorea, Rhabditida, Rhabditidae. The record is from the annotation of a GenBank genome assembly.